Daphnia pulex (common water flea) is the source of this 3099-nucleotide messenger RNA. RefSeq names its product neural cell adhesion molecule 2-like. The transcript has 6 exons. Gene Ontology annotation, cellular component: neuron projection membrane. Lineage: Eukaryota; Metazoa; Arthropoda; Branchiopoda; Diplostraca; Daphniidae. Gene Ontology annotation, biological process: synapse organization. Bases 771 to 2039 code for a protein of 422 amino acids. The record is from RefSeq and is a predicted model, not a curated record.
CGCUCUUUUCUCUCUGUCACUUUCUGCAUCUCUGACUCGUCUCGUUUACCCUCCGUCUCUCUCCCGAGCGCUAUAGAAACCUGCUGGGCGCAAAACUGCAUCGAAUCGGCACAUAGUUAGUGGCAGCCACAAACUGAUUCUACCAGAGCAUAUACAUCCAUCCCGCCCGUCUUGGUUUAGGAGAGAAGAAAAGAAGAAGAAACGUCCAGCGAGUGCUAGCUCCUCUUGGUAUCCAACCAAGUCUACAAUUUCAUUUUCUGUUCGUCUGUGUGUGUGUUGACAUUUGUUGCCAAGCUAUAAGUGACCGACCCUCAACAUUUUCUCCGGCCAUCUUCUCUGCUGGCCUCUCUUCCUCCACCCGCGCUUGUUUUCUGAGUAGAUUUCGGGGUAAAAGAACUCGCCAAGUGAAUGUUUUUUCUGGUUUCUUCUCCGCACUAUAUCGUUUGUUGUGUUUAAUCUGAGAAACAGUGGAGUUGCCGGGGUGAAACUUUUGUAUAUAGUUGCCCGGACUGCCGCUGAUCAUUUCAACAGUUUCUGUCUUUUUAACCGUCAAGUGCUGGACUCGGGAGUGGUGCGUCAGAAAAUACAUAUACGUUUUCGAGAGGGGAAAAAGCUUUUCUCUGGCCUCAAAACUUUUUGUUUGUUCGUUUUUUUUUUGGUUUUUUUUCCUUUUCUUUUCUAUUUCCCGUUUGACUAUUGUGCAGAGUUUGUUCGACCGUUUCCAGCGAAGAAGAACGAGUGUGUAUUCCAUCCAUUUUAGUGCCGUGUGCAUGUGUAUAGACUGCCGUUGCGCAUCGCGGAUAUACAGGACAGCAGCGGAGCAGGCCGUGAGCGGGUCGGGUUCGUCCGUCCCCAGAGAAGACGGGAAAACGUAUCAUCCUCGUUGGGAAAUGCUGCAAAUUCGGGAGUCUCGUGUUCACUUGGUCGAUUCGGUCACCAGCACGACAGGACAGUCGCCCGUGAAAAUCGUACAGAGUGAUCCGCUGCCUAUAACUACCGUCCCGAUGUCGCUCCGACUACGAAUAUCUUUUUUCGCCGUCCUUUUCCUGACUCUGUCCGGGAACGCGUGUUGUUCGGCGAUCGGCCACGACGGAGCCAUUCAGAUUGCCGUGAAGGCCAUCCCGCGGGAGCUGGAGGAGUCAAUUGACGGUGGUACAUCUCAUCGGGUUGCCAGUCUUUUGGUCGGCGGUGGCUUAUACACCGGCCCGUAUUUCGACCCGUACACCACAGCCGACAUCAGCGUUCAAGUUGGCUCCAACGCUGUCCUUCCGUGUCGCGUACGCCAGGCCGGAAAUCGAUCGGUGAGCUGGGUGAGGAAAGGCGACGGUCAUUUAUUGGCCGUUGGUGACGACACGUUUAUCAACGAUGGCCGAUUUCAAGCCCAGCGCAUUGCUUCCUCCGACACUUGGACGCUUCAAAUUCGCUCCGUCCAACUAAGCGACGCCGGAGAUUACGAAUGUCAAGUGUCGUCGAACGAGCCGAAAAUCAGUCGCGUCGUCCACCUACGAGCCGUUGAACCGGUGGUGAACAUCAAAGGCGCACCAGACAUGUACGUCAAAAAUGGCAGCCCGGUUACCUUACACUGUCAAAUGUCAUCGUUUCUGAUCAGCCCCACGCACGUCGAAUGGCGGCUCAAUGGCUCUCUUCUAGCUCAAGUCAAAUAUCAUCAUCAAUACAACCAGAAAGGAAAUGGAGAGAGCAACUGGAUUGUCGGGGCUGUCACGGACGACCUGGGUCGCACGACCGUUCUAGCACGCAUCGGAAAUGAUUCUCUGCGACUGACGCUCGCCCUCCCCAGCGUAUCUCCAGAGGAUUCGGGCCAGUAUCUGUGCUCGCCUUCAAAUAUGGCACCUGUCAGCGCCUCGUUGCACGUCGUGAUUGGCGAACAUCCAGCGGCGAUGCAACAUGGGGACAAUGGACGUGAGCGUCUUUCCAGUCAGCCCUGGUUUGUUAUUUGGAGCGUGAUUAUCUCGCUGCUGUCACUGGCGUCAUCCGACUAUUGGCGCUGCUUCCACAUACUUAGCCGACCGACUCAAUAGAGCCGAACCGAUGUAAAACUCCGCGCGUAUACCCGCGCCGACGCAUUUUACCAGCCGCGAUUUUUUUGGAAUUGCUAAUAUUUAUUUGAGAGAUGCAGCCUAAGCGGCUUCCGCUGUGACGCAUUCGCACUUAUAAAUAUACAAGAAAAAACGUCCGAUAGGCUGCAUAGAUCAGCUAGUCGCGACAGUUCAUCGACCGACUGCGAUGACGUAUACGGUUGGCACCCCAUGACUGAGACAACAACAUAAUACUUUGUUUUAUUGAUGUCAAAAGUUGUACAGCCCCUCUUCAAACAAAUAUUUCAAAUACAUAAAAGUAAUAAACAAUGUAGGGAACGAAGCUAAAUUUGUCACGGACACGGCAUUGCGGAUGCCUGCAUUAAACGGAACGGCAAACACAACGUCACACACCGGUGCACAGCCAGUGCAGCAGGCGCAUUGUCAACAACAUGAAAUGGGAAAAGGAAAGCGGAAUUGGAGAUUCAAGUUCAACAGCCUUAUACACUUAGUAAAUUUAGAAGCGACGUGUCAUGUUGCAAUGUCCGUAUCUGUGACGACUUCAGCUUUAUUGCAUUCCUUCUUUUCUUUCGUUUCUUUUUUAAAAAAAUAUGAUUUUAGAUUUAUUUUUUCCCGUUUGAAAUUUUUUUCUUGGCUUAAACAUUUACAUACAUCAAAAUAUUCAAUAUAUGUAUAUUGACAAUUCUUCGGCUGCGAGAUACGUAUAAGUCCGAUUUACGUACCUCCAAAUUCACCAGCAUAAAAAUGUCAUAUAAAAAGUCAUAAUUCACUGCAAAAGGAUUUUUUUAUUCCCUUCGUGUUCAUCCCUCGUUCACGCUGCGUCAAUUAUGAAUUAUUUACAUAAUUACUAAUGCUGUAUAAAAAUACCGUUUAUUAUUUGUUAUAUCCUCAUUGCCAUUAUAGAUGGUUCCAUCCCGUGCUGUCCUCAUUCCAUUUACGGAAAGAUUCUAUUAUGUCUACACACAUACACAGAUAUAUAAAUACAUCAAGAUUGACUAAUCGGAAAAUUAUUCCUCGCUGUGUCGAUCUAUGGAUAAAUUGA